CCCAACACACGAUGCGUCUCAGACAUUAUGCAAAUCCCAGCUAACCCCGCCACAGCCUUCAUGUUGCACCUUUCAUGCCAUGUCUCGACGGGCCACUCGUUCCGUGGCGACUUACUAGCUAUUAUAACCUUGGCGACAUCGAUAUCUUUCAGAAUAUUGGAGCUCUUCUCCCUCCAACUCCUUAUCACGACCUUCUCCUUCAAUAAUAUUCCCUUAUGUCAUCGUUGCUGAGCAAUGAUCCUUCUUUCUCACUCGCGCUUCUUAUUGCUGUUCAUGUCGAGUGGCCUGCUAUGGACGGAAACCACUGGUCAAAUGCUCGGUGACUGGAACAGAAGAGGACUAUUACGCACGCGACAAAAUGGAGGUGGAAGAAAUAAUAAUGGUAAUAAUAAUGGGCCUGAUACCAGCGCUUUCAACAUUGUGAAUGGGAGAGUUUACACCCCAGGAUUGGGAAUAAUCCUAGCACCCCAACCGUUUACGCCGAUGGGCGGGGACUUCCUACACAUAGCCAUUGAUGUAUCUGGCGAUGGGAAGCUUCCAGUGCCACCACAACGCAUGAACGAUCCGCUCACCCAAGUUUUCAACUUCACGAUGUUUCUUACCAGCGACUCUCUCCAGAAAAACUUCACCAUAUCGAACCUUACCACGACGACACCUCCCUUUGCCGACAUCAUGAGCCAAGAACUUGGGCAGACUGUAAAGCAUAUCAACUUCGAAUGGCCAGAUUGCCUCGUUGGCGAUGGUCGAGAAAACAUCGGCGCAACAGCCCGAGGGGACUACAAUAUCUCCAUUCACCAGAACUAUCGACUCAAUGGCAACAAUCAUUACAGCAUAUUCAACCUCCCGAUCAGUGUCACCAAUAGUAUCAGCCAGUUCCCAGGAGCAAACCAGCUGCUUACCGUUCCGCCUCCAGGACCUCUGAACGCCAACGGAGGACGGAUGAAUUGUGAUUUGAUUUCAAAUCCAAUGAUGCGCUUCGCAGAUCUUGUAGCGAGUGUCAACAACCCGCCUGGUCAGCCUUUCCAGGACGUCGCCGUUGAGACUACACAAAGGAGUGAUGGAGGGCAAGUUGGGUCACCAGGGAACGCAAAUCCCAAUAGGAAUGGGAAUGGUUUUGGCAAUGGUAAUGGUAAUGGCGAAAUUGGGAACGGAAACAACAAUCAACAGAUCGGGAACCAGCAGGGAGACUCACAAGCUGCCCUGGGUGGGGCAGGUUCAAGGCUGGCGACCACUGGAAUUGUACGCGCCGCACUCAUCACGGCUUUGGUUGUUCUGCUCAUAUAAUCACCUCAAGGGCUUGGUUGGCCCUCUAGUUUCCGCUAUCACAUCCGACGACUAGAGACAGUCAUUCGAAGUUUUCCUCUCCUCGUCUCUCCCGACAAGGCUACUCGGACGAACUGAGAAAUGUCCAAAACGGACCUCACGAUAUCCGUAACAUAGUGCAUCAUCAUAUACCCAUCUUGACGAACUUUUAUGCAUAUUCGGACAAAUACAUAUCACCUGUUAAUACCAAAGCAUUACCCGUC
Molecule: messenger RNA, 1526 nt
Organism: Westerdykella ornata
Lineage: Eukaryota; Fungi; Ascomycota; Dothideomycetes; Pleosporales; Sporormiaceae
Exons: 2
Coding region: 235-1284 (349 amino acids)
Source: RefSeq, a predicted model, not a curated record